AGAUACUGAUGUGUAAUAUGUGAAAUCGGUAUGUACCCAUGUCACGUAGCUCCUUUUCGCAAUGUAUCAAAUUAUUUUUGACUCAUUAUCAAGAUGUAAUUCAUGAAAAGGUCAAUAUCAUACUAUAAACAAUCUAUGCAUGGCAUGCAAGCAAAAAUUAUUAUGAAAAUCUACUUUACCGGUGAUGUGUAUUGUGAAUGUAUAGAUAGAUGAUUUUUGUUGGUACAGGAAGGAGAAUAAAAUACAUAUUUGUAGAGAGUUCCUGGAUUUUUUGUUUACCGUGCCGUGAAUAAAAACAAGGAUAAUGUUACAUAAACAGUUUUCAGCUACGAUUGAUUUAAUACUUGUUCUACUUGUAUACAAGGUGGUAUUGGCUUUGAAUAAUGGAACAGAUUGUGGAGCAGCACUUGAUAUGGUUCAAUUCAAUGUUACUAAGGUGAUGGAGCCGUAUCAAAACAGUCGUUGUGGCAAAGAUUGUUACCAGGUUCAAUACACAGGAAUUGAUACUAAGGCGCUCACAAUGACUGAUAGAAGUGUUUCUACGAGAACUGGGAAAGAAUUGCAAAUAUCAGAUGAAUAUGUGGACAUGAGCAGUAGUUCCAUAUAUCUCAUAGUAAAUGAAAUCAAACCUAACAACCUCUAUGAUUUUGAAUUCACAUUUCAUGACAACAACACGUGUGAAUAUAAUAUUACUGUUCAGUACCCUAGCCAAGAUUCUUGUGGAACAGCUCAGAUAGUUUUAUUGAAUGUUACUCAGGUGUUAUAUGAGAACGAAAUCUGCUAUGAAGUUGACUACCAGAAUUUUGGUAGUGGGUCAUUUAGUGUCAUUGAUAUAAAAUGUAUUUCCACUGAAACUGAGGAAAAGUUGGUUAUAUCCAGGAAUCUUUCAGAAAUAACUCAUAAUGCCUUUUAUCUCACAAUAAAAGAUAUGAAACCUAACAAAACCUAUGACUUUGUAUUCACACUGCAGAACUUGACAACUGCUUGUGAAGCACCACAUAUCGUUCAAUUGAAUGUUAGUAAGGUGAUGGAGGCGUUUCAAAACAGUCAUUGUUCCAAAAAUUGUUACCAGGUUAAAUACACCAAAACUGGUAAUGGGACGAUUACAAUGAUUGCCAGAAGAUGUGUUUCUACGAGAACUGGUAAAAAUUUGAACAUUUCAAAAGAAGAAUAUGUGGAUAUAAGCAGUAGUUCCAUAUAUCUCCCAAUAAUAGACGAUAUGGAACCUAACAACCUCUAUGACUUUGUUUUCACAUUCAAUGAAAGCGGGUGUAUUUAUGAUGUUUCUGUUCAGUACUUCAGCCAAGAUUAUUGUGGAACAUCUCAUAUGGUUUUAUUGAAUAAUGUUACUCAGGUGUUAUAUAAAAACGAACACUGCUAUAAAGUUGACUACCAGAAUUAUGGUAAUGAGUCAUUUAGUGUCAUUGAUACAAAAUGUAUUUCCACUGAAACUGGGGAAGAGUUGUCUAUAUCCAGGUUUCUUUCAGAAAUAACUCAUAAUGCCUUCUAUCUCACAAUUAAAGAUAUGAAACCAAACAAAGUCUAUGACUUUGUAUUCAAACUGCAAAACCAUAAGUCUAAAACUGGUUGUACUUAUAAUACCACCUUUCAGUACCAUUACCAAGAAAAAGCACCUAUCAUUUACGCUAUAAUCGGACUACUUGCAUGCAUAGUAUUUUUUGCUGGUGUGAUAAUUUUCAACAUUGAAACUUUGUCCGAAUGCAUGGUUAACAUAGUGGAAGGACUGAGAAAUCGUUUGUACAUGGUGGAAUCAGAAAUUAACAUGACUGAGAUCAAUGUGGCCCAGCCUAAGAUAGUUGCGAAAGAAGAGGUAAACCUGCUCUAUGAGAAACUAGAAGAAAAGAAUGCUGAUCUCUACGAAUUUCCUAGUCGAAAUAUAGAAAUAAAAGUGAAGAUAGGGGAAGGUGAAUUUGGAAAAGUUUACUAUGCCAAGGCUCACAGACUGUUUGGCUAUCAAGGAUACAGUAUUGUAGCAGUCAAACAAUUGAAAAGUAAGAAUUUUGAAACAUCCUACAUACAAAUUGAAACCACUGCAGAAAGGAUAGAAAGAUUAUCAGCGAAACCUAAAGAUCAAAAAAUGUGGGACUAUGAAAUACAAACAUCCAAUGAUAAUCAGUCUAUUUCUAUGGCAGAUUUGAAAAUUCUGAAAAUUUCAGAGGAGGUGGUGGAAUAUAACAAGGACGCUAACACUCCACUUCUGCAAGAUGUCAGCAUUCGCCCUCCUCCUGCCUUAGAUCACAUAGAACUGCAAAAUUUCGCACUACAAAUAGCUAGUGGGAUGGAACAUUUGGAACGAAUUGGGGUCACUCAUAGGUAUGUGAAUUGUUUUCGGACAUUAAAAGUAAUGGGAGUAGGAGCCCAACCAUACGAGAACAUGUUGUGCCACCACGUCCUGCUGUUUUUGAAGUCUGGCCAACGUCUGGGCAGACCGGAAAUAUGCUCAGACGACCUCUACGACCUCAUGCUGAACUGCUGGAAGGAACAUCCCGACGACCGUCCGGAUUUUUCCGAGCUGGUGCAGCUGCUCCGGGUCAAAAAAAUGCCCGUCUACGUCGAGUUCAACAAGAUCAAGCCCGAUUACAAUUUCCCGAAGGCGUUUGCGGAGGAAUGAUGGUUGCGGGAUGUGGAGAAUGUUUGAGUGAUGUAUUUCUCUCGAAAAUCCUUUUCUGGGUCUGAGAAAAGUGGAGCUGAAGGAAGUGGAUAUAGGUGUUUUUUUUAAACAACAGAAAUUUGUUUAAGUGAACCGUUCAAAGUAUUAUUUUCUAUGAUUGCCACAAAAGCUAGUGAAUCGAUCAAUUAUAUUUUAUCUGGAAUGAUCGCAGUAUAUAUAUAUAUUAUAUAUAUAAUGUAGUUUUCGAGAAAAUCAAUGUUCUAUUUAUGAAAUUCCAAAGUGAUCAAGAAUUUGAUCUUUGGGUGUGAAAAAUGAAGUUCUGUCACACUUGAGUCAUGAAAAAGAUAAAUUCAUGGAAUUCCAUAAGAAGGCUUCUAUAUAUAGUCGGUUAAUAAAACGAAUCAUUGGAGUUUUAAACUUUAUUUCAAUAGAUGCUCUGAUAUAACACAGUGAACAAUAAUAAAUUCAUUAUAUUUUAAACAUGCAACUAUUCAAAAAAAUAACAGGGACAUGAAUAUAAAAUAUACAAAUAUACUCUAAUAAGGGUAGUCCAGUGUUUUUGUGAUGACAUAUAGAAAAUAAAUUAAAAAAAAAGGUCGUUUCACAACAGAAUAAAUUAAAAAAUAGAGACUUAAAAAUCCAUGUAUAAAUUAGAGGUCAUAAAAAUAUUGACAUUUAUAUAAGAUGCUAUCUAAAAUACACAUUUAUUUUCCACCGAGAAAAAACGCCCCGAAGCGUUUCCUAGAACACAUUGAAAAAAAAACAGAACCACUCCGGAGCGCCACUCCUCCACAAAAACCACCCCCCUUCGUCUAACCAGAUCACAAUUUCAGUUCCCAUAUCACGAUAUGAGCAUCGUUACAAUUCGCCUCCCUCCCCACCUUUCCCCCCUUCUCAACCCCACAACACGGCUGCCUCGUAUUCACAUACCCCCUACCCCCCAUCAACGUAAUAACAGUCCUCCUCCCAUUAUCAAAACUCGAGUUCUUUGCCUUAGAAACCGUUCGGACUUGCUCAGGCUCUUUCUCCUUGUUAGCCUUCGAAACGCUUGAAUUGUUCCUAGAAACGCUUCUGCCCAAAUUCAGUCUCAGCGCCAUACUCUCCUCCGAACCGGAUGAUGUGCACAAACUCGACGACCUCGAGUCCACCGACCAAUUAGAAAGGUCCAACGAUCUCGGCCUUGAAACUUUCAUCUUCAGGCGGCGGUCGAGAGUGCUCACCCUGUUGGGCAGCGCGGCCAAUUGGGGGUCGCUUCGCCGCAGGGACUCGUAUACGGGGUCGGUGAGGAUGUUGUCUUCGCGCUCGUAGUCCUUCACGUACAUGAGUUCGCUGUAGAGGCCAUAUACGUUGUUGGUGUCCGAGCUGGAGGUUUGCGAGGAGGUGGUGGAGGUGGAGAAAAUCGAGCCGCCGUUGCCG
Messenger RNA from Phaedon cochleariae (mustard beetle), 4048 nucleotides. Lineage: Eukaryota; Metazoa; Arthropoda; Insecta; Coleoptera; Chrysomelidae. The record is from the annotation of a GenBank genome assembly.